This is a messenger RNA of Sphaeroforma arctica JP610, 3978 nucleotides long. RefSeq lists its product as hypothetical. The transcript is spliced from 2 exons. Lineage: Eukaryota; Ichthyosporea; Ichthyophonida. The coding region runs from base 364 to 3576 and encodes 1070 amino acids. The record is from RefSeq and is a predicted model, not a curated record.
CAAAUAACUGUCACGUACGUGUAAAACUGGGGAUCUUUACGUGAUACUAUACAUAAACGGAUUGAGCCGGCAACCUAAGCUCCCUGUUGCAGUAUAUGCAUACUAAUACAGUAAUAUUGAACUAAAGCAUGGACUCGUGAAUAUAUACAGUGUACUAUGAAUAGAUAGGUAGCUGCACACAGAUAUGAAGCACUACACUGCGAAUCGGCUUUCGAAGCGGUGCUGAAUAGACGAACGCGACACUCCUCGUAUACUAUCACAGGCAAUACACUGAAAGGCGACAUAUGAGCAGAGUAAAAAAAAUAGGCACCGUCUAAUAUUAGAAGUAAGCUAUAUCGGAACAACACCUAACAUCUGUACAGAAUGGCAUGCAGGACUAAAUGCGAUGUUUGUGGCGCGCCUGCAGUUUUUGCGUGUCCGUGUCAGCACCGAUUCUACUGUACUAAAGAAUGCCAGAGAACCAACUGGCGGCGAGAUGGCCACAAGGAUAACUGUGCGCUGCGUUGCGGUCGCGUUGCAGAAACAGCCAAACUCAGAGAAGCUCAGAAUACCUAUACCACUGAGAGUAUUCCGUCCAUCAACGCACGACGAACUAUGAGAGGAUCUGACACCAGGGGUCAGGUGACCCAAGGUAUGGGUAUGGCCGAUAUCCAGGAUGGGGAUACCAGUAUCAUGGAAGGAGCCAGCAUUUUGAAAGGGGCUCGUUUAGAGGAAGACUUCGGCCGUGGAGGGGGUAGUCGCAAUAGCAACAGUACUCAGCCCACGCGUGCGUCUCGGCGUCAAGGUGCGGCUGUGACAUCGCAAUCUGAGAGACCGCCUCGCACAUCGGGACGAGAAUUGGAAGGGAAAGCUCCCGCAGACCAUGUGCAGGAAACACACACUCGUGGACCCGCUAGUGGCAAUGCAGACCACCACACUGUUGUUCACAAUGCUAAGACGAUAAGCACUACAGCCACAAAAGCAAACGGCAGAGAAGACGUUAACCAUAAGUCAGAAGGCAAGUACAAACCCCGACAGACACGCGCUGAAGCGGCUAGAAGUGCAAUUACCGGGCGGUUGCGCAAUGCCGGUAACCGGAACCCUGGAUAUGGUGGAAAAAGUGCACAUCCACUGACACCGAAAAAGAGCCCUGGGUGGCGCAAAUUGAGCCCGGGGCCUGGUGGGAGUGGUGUGAGUUCACUCACACCCAACAAUAGUGAGAAGGGGGGAAAGGCUGCCGGGAUAACAAAGGGAAGCGGACACGUGGAUAUGAGACACAGGCGCGCACUGUCUAAGCCCAAAUCGAGCGGGUUGUAUGGGAAUGGAGUGUCUCCGGCGAUCACUGACACCGUACCUUCUGCUGCAGGAAAGUCGCGAGCGCCACUUGUCGCAGUGAAGCAACCACCGGUCGUGAUAGAAGUAGAGAAAAAGGUACAACCAGUCAUAGAGGAGAAGGCGCAGCGGGAGAAGAAAUCACAAGCACAACCUGUCGAGGACAAGAUAGUUCCAUCUGUUGUGGGAGAAUCGGUGCCAGCACAACCGGUAGUAGAAAAGGAGGUACACCACAAAUCCAAAUACAAGCCCCGCACCACGCGAGCUCACGGGGCUGCACCUGAGAUUGAUCUUACGGCACCCCUGCCAGAUGAGAAGGCCGCUCAGAUCUUCCAAAACCGGCCGAAUAGGCCAAAUAGGCCUGGAGAGACUCGAAAGGCCAAACAGGCUGCUAAGAAAGCAGCCAAAUUACCCGUACAGUCGCGUGGGGAUGCUGUGGCGGAUGAGAAGACUGAGCGGCAUAGUCAAACGGUGAGCACGUCUAGGGAGACCACAGGUGUUACCGCUAUGGACGUAGACGGUGACUCGGGUUCGCCGAAUGUUAGAGCUGAUGCCAGUGCGGCGGGGGAAGGGCCUGUGAAUACUGGUAUCGAGUCAGAGCUGGAGAAGCCCACGAGCAAAGAGGUAGCUCUGGGAGAGAUACGAGAUACACAUGGGCCUGUGACAGAGGUACCGACGGUAGCUGUGUCUGUGUCAGCCCAUAAGUACAGUCCAAGGGCCACCCGUCGUGGCGCGAAACGAGGAAGGACGGCCGAUAUAAACAGCGAAGUUAGUGGCUCGGCUCGGUAUAGUAGUAGCAAGCGGCUCCGUAAAACACUGGAGAGUGCGAUGGACCUACCUGAUAGACACAAUGGCGCUGAGGUAUCUAUGUCUGCAGGUGAUUCGAGGGCGUCUGUAGGUACCGCAAUAGAAGUUAUAGUGGCGGAAACGCAGACAGACACGGCACUCUCAUCCACAGUGCAGUCUAAGAGGGCCGCAAGCAGUCCUAGCAAACAACAGACACAACCACAUCUUAGAGAUGGAGUGGAUAGCCGUCGCAAACGGCAAGCAGACGGUCGAAACUCGAAAGAGAAUGUGGACAACGGAACAGCUACUGCUCCCGUACAACAGGCUUCAGACAAGAAAGUUAACACUGAAAAACACCUUGGGCAAGCGAGAUUUGACGGGCGUGACCUGGCCAACAGUGUACCACACGCGGCGGGGAGAAAGAGGUCGCCCAGAGCAUCUCGCAGGGCAAAUGCAUCUCGCCAGGUACAACCAUACGUUCAGGAGGCAGUGUCUGCGGGUAUGGAGAAGGUAUCACAUACAACUGUUCAAGGUAAAACUAACUCGGAUACUCCCGGUUCUAAAAACCCCAAAACGGCUACAACAGCAGUGGUGAAUGAGGCUCAGAAAGACUCGUCGUUAGGAAGUGAGCCUCAGAAAGACUCGUCAUUAGGAAUUGAUGCUCAGAAGAAGAGGUCUGAUAAGGCUCAGGCAAUUCGGGCCGCAAAUGGGUCUGGCAACGCACUAUACCAACUGCCCCGGCCACAACCAAAGGUCAGACCACUACCCAAGGCACAUACCCAGAAAUCCAGCCGUAGAAGUGGCGAUAAGGGAAAGAAUGGCAAGAAAGCCUCUAGUAAGUGCCCGUUCAGUGAUCAGGUCACCGCUACCGACAAUGUAGCGGAGGCUAGGGUUGCUCAGAAGUCCGCUCAGCCGGUCAGUGACACACAUGGUCAGACGGAUAUACCGAUGUCAGUACAAGAUCUAGCAUCUGGUACCAAAACCGCGUCUGAGACGUCCGAUGCUCAAUUUGUAGGGACCCACGAGACGUUAUCAGCCGCCGAUGUGAAUGCGCAAGCGAAAGACACAGGUAGUGAACAGGCGAAUUCUGAAGCCGGUAAAACUGCAAGUGGGAGCGCUGGAGUUGCGCCUGUGGCAAAAGCCAAGGUGAAGGUCGUGCAGAAGCAUAAGGAGUCAAGCAGUGGAAAGGAAUCUACUCAGCGAGCAGUGGGAGCGAAUGGCAUGCGAGUGAGUAGCCGGCGUCGUCGGAAUAGAAAAGGAACUGUGACGGUGGACCUGGAUGGGCGGGAAGUAUCGCCCAGAGCAUAUGCAAGUGCCGAGCGGCAGGCACAGGCUGAGGCCGAGAUAGAAGAGGAUGAGUACAUAUGCCGCAUAUGCGAUAUACGCUUUGAUGAGAUGUAUGAAUUGGAGUUUCACAACCAGCUCCACUUCGACGUUGUAGACGAUUUGUGGGUCGAUCCUAAGGCUGAAAAGGCAUAGAGACACGUGGGAAGUCUCACACGGUUCACUAAAAGAAAAAUAUGGCCUUGGCAUACACUUGAGUGGAUAUGGCUUAAUGUGUCUUGGCCGUGCUAUCCAGACAACUCAACUGGUAUUCCAUGGCGUAGGACAUCGGUCUGCCGAAGUGUCCUAUCGGCCCUUCCUUUAUUGCCGCCUGAGCUGUCCGAAUCCGAUUAAAUAUGACUUUCAGAAACGGCUUUCGAUACAAGUUUACAGUGGUUUUGUAGAGGUACCCGGUAAAGCACUUUUCUGAGAGAUAUGCGACCAUAAAUAUAGAGGGACAAUCAAUAAAUACUGGAUUGAAUUGAAAGGGCCAUUUGUACCACCAGCUUUGACUCCAGGGAGGAACCAUAAAUUUCAAAUAGAUGAUUACGUAGCUAU